CCCCCCCCCCAGCCCACCCCUUCCACUGAGCUUUUUAAAGCGAUCACACCGUUUGCUCAGACUCGGUGGAAGCCAGGCUUGGGCUUGUUGCGGGGACUUGAGUCUUUCCUUCCUGCUCCCUUCCCUGGCUGGCAUCCUUCCAGGCAUGGCACUGACCAGCCCACCCAGUGCUCACCUGGCUCCGGGGCUCUUCCAGCCUCUGCGGGCAGCUUGCUUCCCUCCACCUGGGGCUCGGUGGUGAGUCUGGGGGCCCAGCCCUGAGGGUGGCUAGAGAGUGUGGUGGCACCCCAACAUCCUCUGCACCCAAGCUGGAGGACGGGGUGGUUGUCGGGGGCUACGAUGAGAUGAGCGGGGGCCGCUUUGACUUUGAUGAUGGCGGGGCCUACUGCGGGGGCUGGGAGGCGGGCAAGGCCCACGGGCAUGGCCUGUGCACCGGCCCCAAGGGCCAGGGCGAGUACUCCGGCUCUUGGAACUUCGGCUUUGAAGUGGCCGGCGUCUACACCUGGCCCAGCGGAAACACCUUCGAGGGAUACUGGAGCCAGGGCAAACGGCAUGGACUGGGCAUAGAGACCAAGGGGCGCUGGCUCUACAAGGGCGAGUGGACACACGGCUUCAAGGGACGCUACGGCACGCGGCAGAGUACCAGCAGCGGUGCCAAGUACGAGGGCACUUGGAACAAUGGCCUGCAGGACGGCUAUGGCACCGAGACCUACGCUGACGGAGGAACGUACCAAGGCCAGUUCACCAAUGGCAUGCGCCACGGCUACGGGGUGCGCCAGAGCGUGCCCUACGGGAUGGCCGUGGUGGUGCGCUCGCCGCUGCGCACGUCGCUGUCGUCUCUGCGCAGCGAGCACAGCAACGGCACGGUGGCCCCGGACUCGCCCACUUCGCCCGCCUCCGACGGCGCACGGGCGCCCAAGGGCGGCCUGUUCCAGCGGGGCGCGCUGCUGGGCAAGCUGCGGCGCUCCGAGUCGCGCUCGUCCCUGGGCAGCCAGCGUAGCCGCGUCAGCUUCCUCAAGAGCGACCUCAGCUCCGGCGCCAGCGACGCCGCCUCCACCGCCAGCCUGGGCGAGGGCGCCGAGGGCGCCGACGAGGCCGCGCCCUUCGAGGCCGACAUCGACGCCACCACCACGGAGACCUACAUGGGCGAGUGGAAGAACGACAAGCGCUCGGGCUUCGGCGUGAGCGAGCGCCCCAGCGGCCUCCGCUACGAGGGCGAGUGGCUGGACAACCUGCGCCACGGCUACGGCUGUACCACGCUGCCCGAUGGCCACCGCGAGGAGGGCAAGUACCGCCACAACGUGCUGGUCAAGGGCACCAAGCGCCGCGUGCUGCAGCUCAAGAGCAGCAAGGUCCGCCAGAAGGUGGAGCACAGCGUGGAGGGCGCCCAGCGCGCAGCCGCCAUAGCGCGCCAAAAGGCCGAGAUCGCCGCCUCCAGGACAAGCCACGCCAAAGCCAAAGCUGAGGCAGCAGAACAGGCCGCGCUGGCCGCCAACCACGAGUCCAGCAUUGCCCGCACUUUGGCCAGGGAGCUGGCUCCGGACUUCUACCAGCCAGGUCCGGAAUACCAGAAGCGCCGGCUGCUCCAGGCGAUCCUGGAGAACCCCGAGACCUACGCGGUGCGCACAGGACCGCCCGAGCCUCCGCCCUUCGAGGACGAGCCCGAGGCCGAGGUUUCCGGCUCCGACUCUGCACCCUCGUCCCCGGCCACCGCCCUGGUGCAGGCCCCUGUGCUCCGAGGCCCCGAACCCGCACCGGAGAGCCCCAUCAAGCUGGAGGCCAAGCCCAUCAUCCCCAAAGCUGAGCCCAAGGCCAAGGCACGCAAGACUGAGGCCCGAGGGCUGACCAAGGCCAAGAAGAAGGCGAAGAAGGAGGCCGCGCUGGCGGCAGAGGUGGAAGUGGAGGUGGAAGAGGUGCCCAACACCGUCCUCAUCUGGCUGAACAUCGGCCUGGCCAUCCUCUUCGUCCACCUCUUGACCUGACCUCGUCUACCAGAGUGGAGCUUCACUGAAGACAAGAGAACCCAUCUUUUUGCAGUGCCAGGCAGGGGGCCACAGAGGACUGGACCCUGGAUCCUGGGUCCAGCUCGUGUUCACACCGCGGAUGUUUCCGGAGGCCUCCCUGGGUGCCUGCACUGGGUGGCGCGGGUGCCAGAGGAACUGACUGUGCUAGGAGUCUGCAGGAGCUCUCUGUCCGGGACCAGGAAAGCCCCAGGGGAGCCCUGGUCCUCUGCGUGUCCAACAUGCCCCUGUCCCUCCCCUCAUCCACUCCCAGCCUUGCGCCUAGUCACCCCCUCCCUGGGCUUUGUGUGUUUUGGGAGAAGUCGCCUAACCAGGACAUUAAUAUUAAAUGCCAUCUUCUUUCC
This is a messenger RNA of Tupaia belangeri chinensis (Chinese tree shrew), 2365 nucleotides long. It is a transcript of the gene JPH2, whose product is annotated as junctophilin 2. Lineage: Eukaryota; Metazoa; Chordata; Mammalia; Scandentia; Tupaiidae. Gene Ontology annotation, cellular component: endoplasmic reticulum membrane; junctional membrane complex; plasma membrane. The record is from RefSeq and is a predicted model, not a curated record.